This is a messenger RNA of Suillus clintonianus, 483 nucleotides long. RefSeq lists its product as uncharacterized. Gene Ontology annotation, molecular function: nucleic acid binding. NCBI's taxonomy places the organism in Eukaryota, Fungi, Basidiomycota, Agaricomycetes, Boletales, Suillaceae. The transcript has a single exon. The annotation marks the transcript as partial. The record is from RefSeq and is a predicted model, not a curated record.
GACGGGUCAGGGUACAAGGACAAUAUUGGAGCGGCGGCGGUCCUAUUCUGUGCAGGUAAGAUGCCCCGAACGCUACGCUACUGUUUGGGAACGAGAGAGGAACAUACCAUCUUCGAAGCCGAGGAGGUCGGCCUGACCCUCACCGCCCAUUUAUUAGCCACAGAGAGGGACCUGUUGUUCCCUCUCUCCAUCUCGAUCGACAACAAGGCAUCAAUACUAGCAGGUGAGAAUUUUCACUCACGCCCUGGUUCAUAUCUCGCGGAUAACUUUCGCAGAAUGAUGAAGAAGAUCGCCAGAGAUCACGCGAAUUUCGACGUAACAGUGUGCUGGGUGCCAGGACACUCUGGCGUCCAUGGAAACGAAGAGGCCAACAAACACGCCAAGUCAGCAGCAGAAGGAAUCAACAAUAAUAGCCCAACAAACCACCUUCCACGCUACCUUCGAGAUCGACCCCUACCUUUAAGUGUAUUGGCACUGAGAGAA